AUUUAGUGAGACCAGAAGAGAGCAGGAGGAGGAAACUGAAGGCUGAGGCAGGACUGACUUCAGAUCAGAAGAUGAGUGAUUUGGAGGAAGAGGAGGAUGGAGCAGAGUCUGUAGUAUCUGGCUGUCAGUCUAUGAAGAGUGACCGGUUGAUGUCACACCCUCCAGACUUCAACAAUGAACCUGGACCCUCAGACACAAAACUGACUUCAGAUCAGAAGAUGAGUGAUUUGGAGGAAGAGGAGGACGGAGCAGAGUCUGUAGUAUCUGGCUGUCAGUCUAUGAAGAGUGACCGGUCCAGAGAUUAUCCUCAUAACUUCAGUAAAGAACCUGGACCCUCAGACACAAAAAAGAGGGAGAGGAGUGAUGUUUGUGAGGAGGAUCAGCCGUCCUGCUGUGCUUUGUGUCAGGACGUCCUGAAGGAUCCAGUCUCUACCAGCUGUGGACACUGGUUCUGCAGACAGUGCAUCACCUCAUACUGGGACCAGUCUGCUUCAUCAGGAGACUCCUGCUGUCCCCAGUGUGGAGAAAGAUCCAGAACAAUGUACGUUGUUAAAUAUAAACAGAAGAUCAGUGUGAAGGGGACAUAUGAACGUGUGACUGAAGGAGCUGAUCAAACAGGAAGUGGAUCCCUCCUCAACAGGAUCUUCACUGCGCUCUACAUCACAGAUGAACUGAGUGAAGAAGUUAAUACCCAACAUGAGGUGAGGCAGCUCGAGACAGCUUCCAAGAUGAAGACCCUCCAUGACUCUCCAAUCAAGUGCAGCAACAUCUUUAAAGCCUUACCUGACCAACAGAAACAAAUCAGAGUCGUUAUGAUGAUCAGCGUCGCUGGCGUUGGAAAAACCUUCUCAGUGCAGAAGUUCUGUCUGGACUGGGCCGAGGGUUUGGAAAACCAAGAUGUGGAUCUGGUGAUUCCUCUUUCCUUCAGGGAGCUGAACUUGAUCAGAGAUGAGCAGUACAGUCUUCUGGAGCUGCUCCGUGUUUUCCAUCCAACAUUACAGGAGGUCACAGCAGAACAGCUCGCUGGCUCUAAAGUUCUCUUCAUCUUUGACGGCCUGGAUGAAAGCAGACUUUACCUGGAUUUCAACAAGAGGAAGGUUGUUUCUGAUGUCACACAGAAGUCAUCAGUCAACGUGCUGUUGACAAACCUCAUCCAGGGGAAGCUGCUUCCCCUGGCUCUCAUCUGGAUAACUUCCCGACCUGCAGCAGCCAAUCAGAUCCCUCCUGCGUGUGUUGACAGGGUAACAGAAGUACGAGGCUUCACUGAUGACCAGAAGGAGGAGUACUUCAGGAAGAGAGUCAGUGAUGAAGAGCUGUCCAGCAGAAUCAUCUCCCACAUGGAAACAUCCAGGAGCCUCCACAUCAUGUGUCUAAUCCCAGUCUUCUGCUGGAUCACUGCCACAGUUCUGGACCACAUGUUGACUACAGACCAGAGAGGAGAGCUGCCCAAGACCCUGACUGACAUGUACUCACACUUCCUGCUGGUUCAGACAAAGAGGAAGAAGCAGAAGUAUGCUGAGGGACAUGAGACGAGUCCACAGGAGCUGACCGAGGCUGACAGGGAAGUUCUUCUGAAGCUGGGGAGGCUGGCGUUUGAACAGCUGCAGAAAGGAAACAUCAUGUUCUACCAAGAAGACCUGGAGCGCUGUGGUCUGGAUGUCACAGAGGCCUCGAUGUACUCAGGAGUUUGUUCAGAGAUCUUCAAAAGAGAGAGUGUGAUCUUCCAGAAAACAGUCUACUGCUUCGUUCAUCUGAGCGUUCAGGAGUUUCUGGCUGCAGUCUACAUGUUCCACUGUUACACCAACAGGAACUCAGAGGUACUGAAGGACUUCCUAGGAGAAGACUUCCUGGGACCAGACAUCAAGCACAGGGACUCAAACCCAAAGACUUUUCUCAAGAAGAUUUCUAAGUAUUUUGUAAAGAAAGAUGACAUUUUACCCAUCCAAGAUUACCCAUCCCUGGAUGUCUUCCUGAAAAGAGCCAUGAAGAAAUCCCUGAGGAGUAAAAAUGGCCACCUGGACCUGUUUGUCCGCUUCCUUCAUGGCCUCUCUCUGGAGUCCAACCAGAGACUCUUAGGAGGCCUGCUGGGUCAGACAGACAACAGUCCAGAAAUCAUCCAGAGUGCUAUCAACAACCUGAAGAAGAUGAAGAAGACCAAUAUCUCUACUGACAGAAGCAUCAACAUCUUCCACUGUCUGACGGAGAUGAACGACCACUCAGUCCAUCAGGAGAUCCAAGAGUUCCUGAAGUCAGAUAACAAAUCAAAGAAGAGACUCUCUGUGAUCCACUGCUCAGCUCUGGCCUACAUGCAGCAGAUGUCAGAGGAGGUUCUGGAUAAGUUGUACCUGAAGAAUUACAACACAUCACGGGAGGGACGACUGAGACUGAUUCCAGUUGUGAGGAACUGCAGAAAGGCUCUGGAAGUCCAGAUAUUGGGUUCAUGUGGUUUGUCAGAGAUCAGCUGUGCUUCUCUGGCCUCAGCUCUGACGUCAAACCCCUCCCAUCUGAGGGAGCUGGAUAUGUGGGGCAACCGCAACCUGAAUGAUUCAGGAGUGAAGCUGCUGUGUGCUGGAUUGGGGAGUCCAAACUGUAAACUGGAGACUCUGAGAUUGGAGAGCUGUGGUUUGUCAGAUAUCAGCUGUGCUUCUCUGGCCUCAGCUCUGAAGUACAACCCCUCCCAUCUGAGAGCCCUGGACCUUGGUGACAACGAGAAGCUGAAGGAUUCAGGAGUGAAGCUGCUGUGUGGUUUUCUGGAAAGUCCAAACUGCAGACUAGAAACUCUGAUAUUGUAUAACUGUGGUUUGUCAGAGAUCAGCUGUGCUCCUCUGGCCUCAGCUCUGAACUCCAACCCCUCCCAUUUGAGAGAGCUGGACCUGAGGGGUAACAACCUGAAGGAGUCAGACGUGAAGCAGCUGUGUGAUCUGAAGGAGAGUCCAGACUGGAGACUGGAGACUCUGCAAUGGAGGUGUCCUGAUGAUCCCGAGAGGUUGAAGCAAAAAGGAAGAGUUUGAGAAGGAGCAGGCGGAAGCAAACAGCUUAUUAUUUUCUGUCUAGGGAUGUAAUGAUUACCAGUGUAACGGCAAACCACGAUAAAACUGUUGGCCAUAACAAUUACUGUUUUCAUUUAAACAUUAUUUUUUGGGCUUUUCCGCCUUGAUUGAUAUUGAUAGGACAGCUUAGAAUAGAAAGGGGGGAAGACAUGCAGGAAAUCAUCUCAGGUCGGACUCAAACCCUUGACCUCUGCGUCGAUACAUAAACCAGUAUAUGUGCGCCUGCUCUACCCACUGAACCAACCCGGCCACCUGUUUUCAUUUAAAAUAUCAUUAUUAUCACGGUGGAUUACCACAGUGUGGAAGCCGUGUGUUUAAUCCUUCCCAGCCUCAUCCCAAUCUCCUGAAGUUGCCGCGUAGCCGACAACGUGCGUGUCUUGAAGUUGGAAUCAUGGCGGAAGGAGGAGAUGACAGCACUCAGGACAUUUAUCAGCCUAUUGUCUAUAUUUUUUUAAUAUAAUAAACACUGUUACACUUUGUGAAACUAUUUCAGCUUGUGUAGGCCUAUCAGUGCUUUCUGAACACAUUGAACACACUCUUAAAAAUACCGCGAUAAUACCGAAAGCCGUGAUCACUUUGGUCACUAUAACCGUGAGGUUAUAUUUUCAUACCGUUACAUCCCUAGUCCUGCCCUUACUUCACAAUAUGAAAUUAUAAAAAAAUAUAUAUGCAAAUACAGCAUACAAUCUUUCAUGUCUUACAAUAACUUAUACAACAAUAGACAACAAAACCUUUACAUUACAAUUCCAUUCCUAUGUUUCAGUCUGUUCCUUUCUGUAUUGGUCAAAUUUUGAUUUCUUUAAUUUAUUUUUGAACUGAAUGAUAUUAUGUGUGAUGUCAUUGUGGAACGCCACAGGAAAUACAAAUACGCACUGACCAGUGAUUACCCAUUUGAACAAACUGACUCCUGUUUUUAAUAUAGUUUUUUAUCCAGUUAUAGUUAUAGCCACACCUCUGAUGCCAUACCUUUCCGGGGUUUUUUUUUAAUAGGAUUUCAUGCUCAACAGUAUCAAAAGCUUUUUUUAGAUGAGUGAAAAUCCCCACUGCAUAGUUUUUGUUUUCAAUACAAUUUGUUAAUCUUUCUACUAACUCAAUUAGUGCCAUAGACGUUGAUCUACUGGAUCUGAAUCCAUACUGACUGUCCAUUUGUAAAUUGUUUUUAUCAAUGAAAUGAUCUAGCCUUGUGACAAAUAGUAUUUUUGUGAGCUGAGAAAGUAAAGAUAUCGGUCUAUAGUUAUUGAAAAUAUGUGAGUCCCCAGAUUUAUACAAUGGGAUGACUUUAGCUACUUUCAUCUUGUCAGGAAAUACUCCUGUUUUAUAUGAUAGAUUGUAUAUACUGUGUGUGUGUGUGUGUGUGUGUGUUGUGUGUGUGUGUGUGUGUGUGUGUUAGUGGGUCUACAAUCCCGUCUAUUACUUUAUUUUUACUAGAGACCUGUCAAUGUAAUCACAAUCUAUUGAAGUUUUAUUCAUCAUUUAUUCAUUUUACGUACAAUCUCUAUCAUUUUUGUUUUCUACAGUUCCCAAAAAAGUAUGUUUUUUUGUUUUUUUCCACCUGGUCCAUCACAGAGUAUUUCAUCCCUGUGUACUUUAUAUCUUUGGCCAGUUUAGGGCCCACAUUGACAAAGAAAUUGUUGAAUCUGUCAACCACCUCAUUCAUAUUUGUCAUUUUCAUUGAAGUUUUCUGAAUAAUUUAUUAAGUCCAUUUGUAAUAAUGGUGUUUAUCGUAUUCCAUAUUCCUUUCACAUUAUAUCUGUUAUUCUGUAGUUAUGCAUUAUAAUAAACCUCCUUACAUACCCUCA
Molecule: messenger RNA, 4849 nt
Organism: Perca fluviatilis (European perch)
Lineage: Eukaryota; Metazoa; Chordata; Actinopteri; Perciformes; Percidae
Product: protein NLRC3-like
Exons: 10
Coding region: 72-3011 (979 amino acids)
Molecular function (GO): protein binding
Source: RefSeq, a predicted model, not a curated record